Molecule: messenger RNA, 1969 nt
Organism: Vicia villosa (hairy vetch)
Lineage: Eukaryota; Viridiplantae; Streptophyta; Magnoliopsida; Fabales; Fabaceae
Product: protein SAR DEFICIENT 1-like
Exons: 6
Coding region: 102-1550 (482 amino acids)
Biological process (GO): regulation of salicylic acid biosynthetic process
Cellular component (GO): nucleus
Molecular function (GO): sequence-specific DNA binding; calmodulin binding; DNA-binding transcription factor activity
Source: RefSeq, a predicted model, not a curated record
UCUCAUUCUCCUUUUCAUUCAUCUAAACUACCUUCUUCACUUCAACAUUUUCUUGCACACAAUCAUUCCAUCCAAACAGCUCCUAAUUAUUCUUCAUCAAAAUGGCUUCCAAACGUCUUUUGGAUGAUUCUGAUCAAGACAAGCACAAACGUAUCAGAACUACAACAACACCUUCUUUUGCUUCUGUAAUAGGAGAAGUUGUUAUGGUGAAAAACAUGCAAAACCUUUUCUCUGGCUUGGAACCAUUACUUAGAAGAGUGGUGAACGAAGAAGUGGAACGAGCAAUGAGACAAUGUUAUCCAUCGCGAUCGAUGAUAACAAAGUCACCUUCAUUGAGACUUCAAGCAAUGGAACAUCCAUCAAGUUUUCAAUUCAUUUUCAAAAAGAAGCUUCCUCUUUCAAUAUUCACGGGUAGUAGAUUACUAGACAUGGAUGAAAACUCAAUCAAUGUCAUUCUUGUUGACAAAAGCAAUGGCCAAAAUGUUCCUACAAGUCUACCUCACCCAAUCAAGAUAGAAAUUGUAGUUCUUGAUGGAGAUUUUCCAUCUAGUGAAAAGGAAUCAUCAUGGACUAGUGAAGAAUUCAAUAGUAAUAUUGUGAAAGAAAGAAAUGGGAAAAGGCCAUUGCUUACGGGAGAAUUGAAUCUUACUAUGAGAGACGGAAUUGCACCAAUCGGAGAUAUUGAAUUCACCGAUAAUUCAAGUUGGAUUCGUAGCAGAAAGUUUAGACUUGGUGUUAGAGUUGCUCAUGGGAGUAAUCAAAAUGUUCGAAUCCGCGAAGGCAUGACCGAACCCUUUGUUGUUAAGGAUCAUCGCGGAGAAUUGUACAAGAAGCACCAUCCACCAAGUCUAAACGAUGAAGUAUGGCGUUUAGAGAAAAUUGGAAAAGACGGAGCUUUUCACAAAAAAUUGACUGCAGCAAAGAUCACGACAGUUCAACAGUUUCUCAAAUUAUCUGUAGUUGAUCCUCAAAGACUCAGAAAGAUAUUAGGCGUUGCAAUGUCAGAGAAAAUGUGGGAUGUAACAAUGAAACAUGCAAAGACUUGUGUCAUGGGAAGCAAACUAUAUGUGUACCGUGGGCCCCAGUUUACCAUUUAUCUGAAUGCCAUAUGUCAAAUGGUUAGAGCUUAUACCAUGAAUGGCCAAACCAUUCCCAACAGAGACAUCAACAAGAGCUACAUACAAAACUAUGUGAGAGAAGCAUAUAAUAGAUGGAAUGAGUUGGAGGAAAUUGAUGAAGCUUUGAAUGAGAGUUUGGAACCAAGUCAAUUUCAAAACAAUAGUAAUCAUGGAGCAUCAGUCAUAGGAUAUGAUCAGCAUCAGUAUUUUGGUGAUAAAUGUAUAGAGGGUGGAAAUUAUUUAGGAAACAAUAAUGCUAAUAAUAAUAAUAAUAAUGCAGAAAUAGGGUGUAUAGAAUGGUCACCAUUUGCCACGUCACCAUUCAUGAAUGGAAUGCCUUAUAGCUUCUCAGAGUCACAAUCAGAUGGUGGUGAUAUAACACCUUCAAGUUCAGGACCAGUCAUUGGUGGAGCCUCCUCUUCAAGAUGGUAAUAUGAUAAGUAUUUUGAAGAAUCAAAUUAGUGUUAAGUGUUGGCCCAAAAAAAAUGGUUUAGCCUAGGUUGGGGUCAUUUUAGUCUUUCUCUUAGUAGUUAGGUAUAGUGAUUUUCUAGUCCCAUUUUAAGGUUGUGAAAUAUGGGUCUUUUUUUCAACUUCUGCACACAAAAAACUGCAAACCUGCCUUUACUGGCCAGUGUUGAUAUGUGUAUUCAAAAUUUCAGCAAUUACAAUUUGAAAAACAGCAAAGCAAUUACAAAGCAAUAUUUUAAUUAAGAGCAUGGGAAAAGUAUUAAAAAUAAAGUUGUUGAAAGACCGAUCCCCUAUAAAUCAACAGAUACCGAUCCCUUAUAAAUCAACAUCUACAUCUGUUGAUGCUCUUACACUUGAACAACAUAUUUAUAAAUAAUGUUUCU